Drechmeria coniospora is the source of this 660-nucleotide messenger RNA. RefSeq names its product GTP-binding protein ypt5. Lineage: Eukaryota; Fungi; Ascomycota; Sordariomycetes; Hypocreales; Ophiocordycipitaceae. Gene Ontology annotation, molecular function: GTPase activity; GTP binding. The transcript has 5 exons. The record is from RefSeq and is a predicted model, not a curated record. The coding region runs from base 1 to 660 and encodes 219 amino acids.
AUGGCUGCCCGAGGUCCCGCUACCGGGCGUGGCACGAACACCCGCUUCGCGCAGUUCAAGCUCGUCCUCCUCGGGGAGUCUGCGGUGGGAAAGAGUUCGAUAGUCCUUCGCUUCGUCAAGGAUCAAUUCGACUCCUUCAGGGAAUCCACCAUCGGUGCCGCCUUCCUCACCCAGACCAUCUCCCUCGACGAGAACACGACAGUCAAGUUUGAGAUAUGGGACACCGCCGGCCAAGAGCGGUACAAAUCUCUGGCACCCAUGUACUACCGAAACGCCAACUGCGCCGUGGUUGUGUACGACAUAACGCAAUCCGCCUCCCUGGAUAAAGCCAAGGCGUGGGUCAAGGAGCUGCAGCGUCAAGCGAACGAGAACAUAAUCAUCGCCCUGGCCGGCAACAAGCUGGACCUGGUCACGGAGCAGCCCGACAAGCGAGCGAUUCCCGCCGCCGACGCCGAGGCCUACGCACGCGAGGCGGGGCUGCUGUUUUUCGAGACGUCGGCCAAGACGGCAGAGAACGUGCGGGAGCUCUUCACCGCCAUUGCCAAGAAGCUGCCGUUGGAUCAGGCCGGACCCCGGCAUGCCCGUCCGGGACAGCGACCCGGCGUCAGUUUGACGCCCGAAAGUGCCAACACCAACUCCGGGGGGGCCUGCAGCUGCUGA